GUGCUCCUGGAUAUUAUUCUUUCCAGGUCUUAUUUUCCUGGGCCAGCUCAUCGCUGUAGGCAGGCAGAGGGUGAUCAAUCCUACACAGAGCUGCUGCCUGACUAUCGCCUCUCUCUCCUUUCCUCUCAGACCCCAACCAACACCUUUCUUUUCCUCACUUCUUUUUUUUCCCCUGGUGGGUGGGUGUUGGGUUGAAGUUGUGAGGGAGGGAAGGCAGCGGUAGUGUGUACAGACGGCAGAGAGGAAAGGACUUGAGGAAGAGAGGAACAGAGGAGCUGGCUGCAUAGCAGGUUGUCAACUCUGACUAGAGAGAAGUAAGUCCAUGACCCUGAACUACUACAGCGAUGGACAAGAAAAGUGAAAAUGGCUACCCUAGAUCCGGAGGAGAGAGUGGAGGUGGGGGUCAGAGGAAGCAGCUGCCCUACUCCGUAGAGACCCCCUACGGCUUCCACCUGGACCUUGAUUUCCUCAAGUAUGUGGACGAUAUCGAGAAAGGCAACACCAUCAAGAGGGUGCACAUCCAGCGCAAGGCCAGAGGCCCUCCUAAGUUCAGCACCCUGCCCAGGAACUUCAGCCUGCUAGGGCAUGGAGCCAGGCCGGCCCCUAAGGACACCUGGUCCUCCACCCUAGGGCCCAAGCCCCGGGGCAGAAUUACUGAUGUCCAGCAGAUCUUGGAUUUUAGACCCAGUGACGGUGGCACAUCGGGUAUUCAUAGCCAGAACAGCAGGGUGCAAGGGAGUAGCUUUGCCUCUGCCAGGCCCAGGGAGGAGGCAGGUGCUGGGCCUUGGGUGUUAGGCGAACAGCCCCUGGGGAGGCCCAACCUCCUUCGGACGUCCAGCAUGCCAGUCACCAUCCCACACAGGAAGGCCUCUGAGUCCGGGGACGAAAGAACAGAGAACGUGUCAUCUGAGAACGUGGUCCGCGCUGUUCCACAGGACCGGUCGGGGCUGCACCAGCAGAUCACCGCAGCCCUGAAGAGGGUCAGAGAGCUGGAGGACAUGGUGAGGACCAUCCCAGAGCUCAAGUCCCAGAUCUGCUCACUGAGGGUGGAGAGAGAGCAGCUAAUCCUCAGGCUGCAGGUCCAAACCAAGCCACAGCCUCCAGCCCACCCACAAAGUGCCUCGCCCUCCCCAGCCCCAAGCACUGAUCCCGGGCCAGCCUCUCAGCCGCCAGGGGCUGAAGCAGCAGUGGAUCCCGGGAGAGCAGAGAGCACCGUGUCAGAGGCAGAAACGCAACAGGAAUCCUUAAAGAGUACCGCGCAAGAAGAAGAACCAGAUAGACUUUUAGCAGCACAGGAACCAGAGAGACGAAUACAGACAGCAGAGGGACCAGAUAGACAAACAGCAUUUCUGAAUCCAUUAGUGCACGCAGAGGAAAGGCAAACAGAACAACCAGAGAACGUUGCAACACGGAAAGAACCAGAACCUUUAGACAGCAGAGUGUUUGUGCAAGUCACAGAGGGAGUCAGUGUCAGUGGUGAGGAGCACCAUCUCAGUGUCGAACAGCUCCAGGCUAAGCUAGUAGCGCUAGAGUCUAAGCUAAGUCAGGCUAGCGAAGACCUGGAGAGAACGAACAGUCUCCUGAAACAACAGGUAGAGGAGAACAUGAUGAAGGAGGAGAGGAUACUGCAGCUGAGCGUGGGAGGGACAGGAGGCGCGGAGGAGGUGUUCAGGCAGAGACAGACAAGUAGGAGGACCAGUGUGGACCAGCAGAACGAGACGGAGAGAGUGGGAAGUGCAAGUCAGGAGACAGAGACAGAGAGGGCGGAUAUGGUGGAGCAGGGCACGGAUACAGAAAGGAUAGUCAUCUGUUUAACCGGAGAGGGGGCUGGUGGUGUGGAACAGGGGACGGAGACGGAGCGGUUUGACACUCAAGACCAGGUGACAGAGACAGAGAUGGUCAUUGUAUGUCCAGUCAGACCGCGGGCUAAUAGUGUGGAUCGGGGAACAGAGACAGAGAGAGUGGACACAGUGGACCAGGUGACAGAGACACUGCCCGGAGACAGCUUAGACCAGGUGACAGAGACAGAAACGCAGACAGUCGUCAGUGUAGAUCAGUCAACAGAGACAGCACCUGCACGUCCAGUGAGACCAGCGAGACAUAGGGCUAACAGUGUGGACCUGGGAACAGAGACACAGACAGUGGAUACUGUGAACCGGGUGACAGUGACAGAGACACAGACAGCACCCGUACGUCCAGUGAGACCUGUGAGAAAUAGGGCUAACAGUGUGGACAGGGGGACAGAGACAGAAAGAGUGGGUACAGUUGACCAGGUGACAGAGACAGUGGAAGCACAGAGUGCAUAUCAGCAGACAGAGACAGAGGGAGACAGAGUUGAGACGACCAAUAACCACAAUAGAGAAAUAGAGAUUGAGAGUGCGGCCAUAGUAAGUGCGGCCAUAGAAAGUGCGGUCACAGAAAUUGUGGAAGCAGAACGUGUAGUCUCGCGCAGUUUGGUUAAAGAGGGUGAGAUCGCUGAGAGUGCAGUACGUUUUGUGGUUAUAGGAAGUGUGGGCAAAGAGAAUGGGGUCACAGCGAAUGUGGUCCCAGAGAAUGUGGUCACAGAGAAUGUAGUCACGGGAAGUAUGGUGAAGAGACAAGUAGUAGUAGUAGAGGAGACUGUCGUUGAACAAAUUACAUUGACUGAAAGUGUUGUUACACAGAGUAUGACCACGGAGAGUACAGUCGUAGAGAGUGCAGCCACAGAGAACUUGGCAACUGAGAGUGAGGUUGUAAAGACCACAGUUACAGAGAGUACGGUCACAGGAAAUAUGGUCAUAGAAUCUCCAGCCCCAGAGAGCCCAGAAGUAGCACCCACUCCCUCUUCCAGCCAGACCCAGAUGGGUCAGAAGGAGUCGGAGCAGGCCCAGCCCCAGUCACAGGACUCUCGUCGGGGGUCCAACCCAGUGUUGGCCCAGGCCCCUCGCCAGGGGUCUAACCCAGCCCUGGGCCAGGUGGUGACGCGCCUCACAGGGCUGAUCAAUGAGCAGUGGGCCCAGCUAGGUAGCAGCCAGGACAAGCCAGACAAGCAGGAGACCACCAGCCCGAGUGCCCAGAAGCCUGCAGAAGGGCAGGGUACGUCCGCUGCAGGGAAGCCUUUAGCGGGGAAGGCAACGGGGAAGUCAGGUCUGUCUAAGAUGAGCUCCAUCCAGAGCCAGCUGGUCAGCUCCCUCAGUGCCCUGUCUGCCUUCUACUCCCCUGGACAGAAGGCAGCUGCCAGCAAACAACAAGGUCUGAAAUCCAUCAUGAAGAAGAACGAUGCUGCUGACAAACAGGGGAACAGAGGAGGAGCCAAGAAGAACCUAAAGUUUGUGGGAGUCAACGGAGGGUAUGAGACUACCUCAAGUGAGGAGGAAUCCAGUGAGGAGGAGAAGGGGGAGGUAGAGGAGGAGGUGGACAGCUCUGAGCCUGAGGAGGAGUGGGAGAAGGAGGAGGGAGCUGGAGCAGCUCAGGGCCAGGGGGAGGCCACAGCUACAGAGGACGAGCCCCAGGGAGCAGGGGCCCAGGCUGGGGAGACGGAGGUCCAUGAAGACUCUCAGGACCCAGAGAACAGCCAGGCACUCGUGGAGGAGCAGCCAGCUGCAUCAUCAGGGGAGACGAUCGAUAAGGGCUUCAUGGAAGCGUGUGACUACAUUGAGGGUCGUAUGGCAGAGGUGGUGGCCCCCGAUAAAGAAAUGAGACGUGUCCUGAUGGUGUUGUACCAGGAGUGGUUCCGUGUGUCCAGUCAGAAGGACUCUCUGGCUGACACCGUCACCCUCUACCUGAGAGAGGUGGGCAUCGCCACGCCGACCCUCCUGCGUUACAUCGUGAACCUGGCCGACGGCAACGGCAACACAGCGCUCCACUACAGCGUGUCCCACUCCAACUUCCCUGUGGUCAAACUGCUGCUGGACACCGGUCUGUGUGAGGUGGACAUCCUGAACAAGGCGGGCUACACAGCCGUGAUGCUGGCCUCCCUAACAGCUGCUGAUGGAUCAGAGGACAUGGAGGUGGCUCUGCAGCUACUGAGACAGGGAGAUGUCAAUGCCCGCGCUAGCCAGGCAGGGCAGACGGCUCUGAUGCUAUCGGUCAGCCAUGGUCGUACAGCCAUGGUGCGGUUGCUGCUGAGCUGCCAAGCUGACCUCAACAUUCAGGACAAAGACGGUUCGACCGCACUCAUGUGCGCGUGUGAGCACGGUCACACCGAGAUCGCUCGGGUGCUACUGGAGUCUGGCCACUGUGACACCAGCCUCACAGACAAGGAUGGUCAAAGGGCUCUGUCGGUGGCGGAAGCGUCCUCCCACGCUGAGAUAGUUGACCUACUCAAGAGCCACUCAGAUUCCACCACCACCCAGGCCUCCAACCCCUCUACCACCACCUCUGCCACCAUCAUCACCACCACCACAGCCUCUCUCCUCUGAGCCCCCUCCAGUAGCCUCUCUCUAAACCCUACCCUAACCCAGCCCCGGACCCACCCCCACCCUGGACCCACUAUACCCCAAACCCCUUUCCCUGGACCAGAGGAGGCUGGUGGGUGGAGCUAUAAGAGGACGGGCCCAUUGUAAUGGCUGGAGUGGAAUAAAUGGAACGGUGUCAAACUGAUCAAUCAGAUGGAAACCACAUGUUUGACUCCAUUCCAUUCAUUCAAACGCAGCCAUUACAAUGAGCCCGUCCUCCUAUAGCUCCUCCCACCAGCCUCCACUGUCAUGGACCAUACUCUUUUCCAGACUGUCUGGAGGACAGACAAAGGCUGUAUUCACCACCACUGCCUAGAUCUCCCCACCGACCAGAGCUCAGCUCACAGAUAGGCCUAUUGGACCAGAGCUCAGCUCACAGAUAGGCCUAUUGGACCAGAGCUCAGCUCACAGAUAGGCCUAUUGGACCAGAGCUCAGCUCACAGAUAGGCCUAUUGGACCAGAUCUCAGCUCACAGAUAGGCCUAUUGGGACCAGAGCUCAGCUUACAGAUAGGCCUAUUGGACCGGAGCCCCACGGAACCAGAAUAGCACACAUUCUUCACAUUUCUACCAACAUUUAGGGUGUGGGAAUAAUGUGUCAACUGUUUGGCAGCCAGCCAAUGUGACACUCAAAAACCCAGUAGCAGUGGCCACAGUGGAGAUUGACAGGUGAUCCAGGAAGAGGGCAGAAGGACAAGAGAAGGAUGAUGGUUUGCUGCUUUAUAAUAUAAAACAAGAUAUUCAGGCCAAAAUAAUCUUAAACACAUGAUCUACCUUAACAAUCGGUCAUUUUAUUAUUAAUACUAUGUUUUUCCUGUAUCUAAGUUUCCAUCCAAUUGGCAACAGAUUUUCAUGUGAAUAUUUUAAAAUCCGCAUAAAGAAAAUAUGCACAUUUUCCCUCCGGUGGUGUGUUUCUAGCAAACUGACUUGUUGCAGGAAAAUUAAAUCUGUGAGUGAUGUAUUGCACACAACAUUUUAAUUUUCACAUAAAUUCAAAAGUUUUUUGUUGUUGUGUAUUUAAAAAAAAACAUAUGUUUCACCUUUAUUUAACUAGGCAAGUCAGUUAAGGACAAAUUCUCAUUAACAAUGACAGCAUAUCCAAGCCAAACCUGGGCCAAUGAUGCACCACCAAAUCACAAUCAGAUGUGAUACAGCCUGGAUUAGAACCAGGGACUGUAGUGACUCCUCUUGCACUGAGAUGCAGUGCCUUAGACCGCUGCGCCACUUGGGAGCCAAAAGUUCAAUCAAUCAAUUAAGCAAUCAAUCAAAUGUAUUUAUAAAUACCUUUCUUUCUCCAUCAUAUGUCACAAAGUGCUAUACAGAAACCCAGCCUAAACCCCAAAACAGGAAGCGAUGCAGAUGCAUAAGGGAAAAACUCCCUAGAAAGACUGGAACCUAGAAGAAAAUAUAGAGUACCAGUCCCUGAAGGCUGGCCAGUCUUCUUAUGGCUGUGCCAGUUGGAGAUUAUAAGAGUACAUGGCCAUUAAAGCCAGAUUGUUCUUCAAGAUGUUCAAACGUUCAUUGACCUAAGUCAAUGUGUUUCCAUCGCAUUGUAUACUAGUUUUGACACAAAAACUGUUGCCGUAAAUAUCAAAUAUACCUACUCUGGUUUUGCCAACAGCUCGCAGAUACACUGCGGGUAGGCUAAUCUACACUGUGAGAAUAUUAUGGAUAAGAAUAUUUGCAUUUGUCAAAUGGCAGUCAAGCAUCGAUCAUCAUGACACCAGAAUAAGACCCUCGAUAUUUAUUCGAACAGAACAUCAAGUUCACAGCGCGCACUUUCAACAGAACAUCAAGUUCACAGCGCGCACCUUCAACACUCUUGUGAAGUUCAUCAUACUUGUCUUAAUAUGUAGCCUAAUAAACUGUAUGGCUUCCCGAGUUAUAUCAGUAUUUGCGCAUAAAGGUGUUUCCAGCGGCAUUUCACUCAAAAUAAAAUUUACCGACACAAUAAUAUCCCAACAUGUCCAACGAACAAAUUCUCUGUUGGCAUUUAUAAAAUUGUUACGAAAUGUCCAGUUGCAUCACCGCUGUUAUGAUUUUUUUAUACGGUCUUUACUCACAUGAAAACUGGAUGGAAACGUGUUUAUUAAUGACAUCACUAUUCUUUUAUAUUUGGACAUGAGCCAUUUAUUUAACUCAUAAAGUCUGAACGUUAUUAUAGCGUUUUAUAAAAUACACACAGUAUAUUUAUUUUGCAAUGGAAUUUGUUUUACUCUGUUUGACACACGCUGUACAUAUCCAAGCUUGGUUUUCGUCAGUACGGCCUGACGACUGACUCACUCAGACGUCUUCCAAUAUGAAGGUUGUGCAGUAGGAUGCAGCACGCAGCAAUAUAACAACUCUCGCAGAAGCUACACAAGCUACUACACUGCAGUAUGUUGCAGCAACUGUAUACUCGACUGAACAAUUUACUUCCCCGCUCUCUCUCUCUUUUGUCGCUCACACACCUCACGCACACACACGCUCUCUCGCUCACUCCACUGUAAUGCAUCCCUUCCUCUGUCUGCCUGCUUUUAGACUACAAAUUAAAUGAUGUAUGCACACAAAUUGCUACAAAAUGCACAAAGGAUGUCAGGCAAUUUUACAUUACAGAUACAGUGCCAUUCAUUCUAUGGUACAACAUCACACCACCGAGCACAGGAAGCCUUGCAGUAGACUAUUAUCCAUCACUGGCCAUAAUGUAUACGGGUUGUAACAUUUUCUGUAACGUUUCAGUUAGUUAGUAAUGUUACAACCCCUUGUCCCGUACGGACACACACAGGCUGCUUUCACUGCUAGAAAAGGGGAACGUUUUUUUUUUUAGGUUGAUUGCGCCUCUCUCUUCCACACCCACCUCUCCUCUGUAUUGAACGACGGCUUAGUGUAGGACACUGGUGUGAAGUAAUGGCAUGAUGAGAAUAUCCUAGCUUGCCUAUCAGAAAACGAAGAGCUGUGUGUCGCAAUGUGAUUUUUCAUACCCGGUCUUUUAAGAACCCAGUCCUAAAGGAAAGGGACUGUACUCACAAGGUGGAGUGGUGCUGUCUUUCUCACCUGUUCAUCAGAAACCAGGCUUAGGAGCUGAAGACUGACCUCUACUGGUUCAAGAAGUAUAUGGCUAAAUUCCUGAAGAUACAGUAUUGUGAAAAAUAUAUCUGGUAUUGUCUGACAUUUGCUCUUAAAUAUAUUUAGUAUUUAUUCAAAAUGCUAUAUUUUUACAAUAUACAGUAUAUGCAUGGGCCAAUAGUCCAAUGAACAUGUUGGAAUUUAAUAUGUGAAUGUAUUGGUUCUUCUGGAUGGUAUAUAUAAGCUGAUUGGUCUACUCUAAAAAGCAAUGUGACUGUUAAUUGGUUGGGUGGUUCAUACUCGUCUCUUAUUGGACACGACUGUGUACUGUACUGUGUCAAUAGGACUGACUGUUGUAAUACUUUAUCACAAUCAGAUGUAAACAGCUGAACCUGCCUGUAAUAUUCCUACUAUCAAAUUGGCCUGAAUGUUAACCAUUUGCAAAUCAGAGAAUUGCUUCUAAAUAAAAAUGAAACUAUUGGGUAGAAGUAUAUAAUGUGAUGAUCCAAUGGAUAUUAGCAUCUAAGGUGCAUUAGCCUCUGAAGGAUGUCUGGAUAAGUGCACACUUCCCCCCCCCCUUCUGACCAUCUACAGUACCUUUGGAAAGUAUUCAGUCCCCUUGAUUUUUUCCACAUUUUGUUACGUUACUGCGUUAUUAAAAAAUGGAUUAAACACGUUUUUCCCCUCGCCAAUCUACACACAAUAGCCCAUACUGACAAACCAAAAACAUAUGUUAAAAAAUAAAGU
Messenger RNA from Oncorhynchus masou masou (cherry salmon), 8226 nucleotides. Its product is annotated as KN motif and ankyrin repeat domain-containing protein 4-like. NCBI's taxonomy places the organism in Eukaryota, Metazoa, Chordata, Actinopteri, Salmoniformes, Salmonidae. The transcript is spliced from 10 exons. The record is from RefSeq and is a predicted model, not a curated record. The coding region runs from base 345 to 4400 and encodes 1351 amino acids. Gene Ontology annotation, cellular component: cytoplasm; cytoskeleton. Gene Ontology annotation, molecular function: protein binding. Gene Ontology annotation, biological process: negative regulation of actin filament polymerization.